UAAUUGGUUCCCUUCUUCACGAGAGACUGAAGAAGCGAUGGAGAUUCGCUCUUCUCCAACUCUAGUGUUCCGGUGUUUGGAGGAAGAGUGAAGUCUCGAGAAAUUCUCUCAGGACCCGGAAGUUCUGGGAGGCGGAGCUUUGGAACCAUGGCUCCGCGCUGCUGGCGCUGGGUGCGCUCGUCGGUGUGGUCUCGAACCCGGCCGCCUCCCGCUAGGAGCACCCGAGCCCCAGUCUUUUGCCAGUGGUUCUCCUCUCAGACGACCCCACAGAUCUGUGUUGUAGGAAGUGGCCCAGCUGGCUUCUACACAGCCCAACACUUGCUAAAGAAGAGAGGCCCCCAGCAGCUCUGCCCUCUCCCCCAGCACCACACCCGGGCCCAAGUGGACAUCUACGAGAAGCAGCUCGUGCCUUUCGGCUUGGUGCGCUUUGGGGUGGCACCUGACCACCCUGAGGUGAAGAAUGUCAUCAACACAUUUACCCAGACGGCCCACUCUGAGCGCUGUGCCUUCCGGGGCAAUGUGGCAGUGGGCAGGGAUGUGAUGGUGUCAGAGCUGCGGGAGGCCUACCAUGCUGUGGUGCUGAGCUAUGGGGCAGAGGACCACCGGGUCCUGGGGAUCCCCGGCGAGGAGCUCCAUGGCGUGUGCUCAGCUCGGGCCUUCGUGGGCUGGUACAAUGGGCUUCCUGAGAACCAAGGGCUGACACCGGACCUGAGCUGUGACACUGCUGUGAUUCUGGGACAGGGGAACGUGGCUCUGGAUGUGGCCCGCAUCCUGCUGACCCCCCCUGAGCACCUGGAGAAAACAGACAUCACAGAAGCUGCCCUAGGAGCGCUGAGGCAGAGUCGGGUGAAGACAGUGUGGAUAGUGGGCAGGCGUGGGCCCCUGCAAGUGGCCUUCACCAUUAAGGAGCUUCGGGAGAUGAUCCAGUUACCAGGAACCUGGCCCAUUUUGCAUCCCUCAGACUUCUUGGGCCUCCAGGAACAACUCAAGGAGAUCCCUCGUCCAAGGAAGCGACUGACGGAACUGCUGCUUCGUACAGCCACAGAGAAGCUGGGGGCAGAGGAGGCUGCCCGCCAGGCCUCGGCCUCCCGAGCCUGGGGCCUCCGCUUUUUCCGAAGCCCCCAGCAGGUACUGCCAUCUGCAGAUGGGCAGCGGGUGGCAGGCAUCCGCCUGGCAGUUACCAGACUGGAGGGUGUCGGUGAGGCCACCAGGGCAGUGCCCACAGGAGAGAUAGAGGACCUCCCUUGUGGGCUGGUGCUGAGCAGCGUUGGAUAUAAGAGCCGUCCCAUCGACCCCAGCGUACCCUUUGACCCGAAACUUGGGGUCAUCCCCAAUACAGAGGGCCGGGUUGUGGAUGUACCAGGCCUCUACUGCAGUGGCUGGGUGAAGACGGGACCCACAGGUGUCAUUGCUACCACUAUGACCAGCAGCUUCCUCACCAGCCAGGCGCUGCUGCAGGACCUGCAAGCUGGGCUGUUGCCCCUCGGCCCCAGGCCUGGCUACACGGCCAUCCAGGCCCUGCUCAGCAGCCGAGGAGUCCAGCCAAUUUCUUUCUCAGACUGGGAGAAGCUGGAUGCUGAGGAAGUGUCUCGAGGCCAGGGCUCUGGAAAGCCUCGGGAGAAGCUGGUGGAUUGUCAGGAGAUGCUUCGGCUGCUGGGGCGCUGAGCCUGGAUCCCACCCGUCAGGGAAGGGAAGAGUGCCGUGCAGGUCCUGGGUCAGCCUGGGCUAGACGCUUCUCCAGUUUGGAGUCUCACUGCCUCCAAUGAAGAUGGUCGUCCUUGCCAGUGUGGGUCAGCCCAAGGAGGUGACCUUAAGAGAGGGAGGGGCAGAGGUGCGGGCUGGCCCUACCCCCUUGUACCUCUCUUCUGCUGGACUUUGCAGGGCCACUGGGCCUGGAGUGUGUUGGAAAUAAAACAGCUGAAACCAA
Messenger RNA from Cavia porcellus (domestic guinea pig), 1927 nucleotides. RefSeq names its product ferredoxin reductase (gene Fdxr). The transcript has 13 exons. The coding region runs from base 148 to 1665 and encodes 505 amino acids. The record is from RefSeq and is a predicted model, not a curated record. Lineage: Eukaryota; Metazoa; Chordata; Mammalia; Rodentia; Caviidae. Gene Ontology annotation, cellular component: mitochondrion. Gene Ontology annotation, biological process: ubiquinone biosynthetic process.